AUGCUAUGCCGUGAAUCGGACUUCACGCUAGAAAAGAUCCGGAAAAGAACAGGACACGGGCAAAAUCUACGACUUGAACGAAAGGCGCUAUCAGUGACCGUGCAAGCUAACGAUCCGUUCCCGGUUGCUCCGACUGAGGAAGCUGUUCUUGAUGCAGAUUUUAGGUGUAAAAAUGAGGAGCCGCACAGAAUGUUGGCUGCACUAUUUCGAGAGCGCCCGAUGUGGACUAGAAAUGCCAUCGCUUACAAAACAGGUCUAGACGAGAACCUGCUCAAGACCUUAUUACAAAAGUAUGCAUUCUACAUCCAGUCGGGACCUUGGGGUCGGCUUUGGUGCAAGUUUGGUUACGAUCCUCGUACUGAUCCGGAGUCAAUGCUAUAUCAAACCCUGAUGGUUUCUUUCAGGUAA
Cooperia oncophora is the source of this 408-nucleotide messenger RNA. NCBI's taxonomy places the organism in Eukaryota, Metazoa, Nematoda, Chromadorea, Rhabditida, Trichostrongylidae. The record is from the annotation of a GenBank genome assembly.